Molecule: messenger RNA, 1214 nt
Organism: Lagenorhynchus albirostris (white-beaked dolphin)
Lineage: Eukaryota; Metazoa; Chordata; Mammalia; Artiodactyla; Delphinidae
Gene: MEDAG
Product: mesenteric estrogen dependent adipogenesis
Exons: 5
Coding region: 153-1064 (303 amino acids)
Cellular component (GO): cytoplasm
Source: RefSeq, a predicted model, not a curated record
GCCUUCUCCGCGCGGUGCCUGCAGAGCUUCGCUCCUCGCCGGCGGGCAGGCGGCCCGGCAGCACCUGAGCGGCGACCCGGGCGCGGGGCCGACCGAGUCGGGGCGCCCGGCCCCUGUCGGGGUCCAUCGACGGCAGGAGCGCGGGCCGGGCCAUGGCGGGGCUGGAAAGCGCGCCGGCGGCCAGGCCGAGCCUGACCUCCAUCUCGUCGGGGGAGCUGCGCAGCCUGUGGACGUGCGACUGCGAGCUGGCCCUGCUGCCCCUGGCCCAGCUGCUGCGCCUGCAGCCCGGCGCCUUCCAGCUGCGCGGCGACCAGCUGGUGGUCCCGGGCCCCGCGGAGCCCGCGGCCACGCGCGGGGGCUUCAACGUCUUCAGCGACGGCCUCGUGCGCCUCGACGGACAGCUCUACCGCCUCAGCAGCUACAUCAGGAGAUAUGUGGAACUGACCAACUACUGCGAUUAUAAAGACUACCGGGAAACUAUAUUGAGCAAACCAAUGCUAUUCUUUAUUAAUGUACAGACAAAAAAGGACUCCUCGAAAGAAAGAACGUAUGCGUUUCUUGUGAACACCAGGCACCCCAAGAUAAGAAGACAGAUAGAGCAGGGGAUGGACAUGGUCAUUUCCUCAGUGAUUGGAGAAAGCUACUGGCUUCAGUUUGAUUUUCAAGAGGCAGUAAAGAAUUUUCUCCCUCCAGGAAACAAGGUGGUUAAUGGAGAAAAUUUGAGCUUUGCGUAUGAAUUCAAAGCUGACGCGUUAUUUGAUUUCUUCUAUUGGUUUGGGCUCAGCAAUUCCACUGUAAAAGUGAAUGGAAAAGUUCUGAAUUUGUCAAGUACAAGUCCAGAAAAGAAGGAGACCAUUAAAUUAUUUCUGGAAAAGAUGAGUGAACCUUUAAUCCGAAGGAGCAGUUUCUCUGACCGAAAAUUCAGUGUAACUUCCAGAGGUUCACUGGAUGAAGUUUUUAACUGCAGUCUGUCACCCAGAUCAUCUCUGAUGGAGCCUCUUUUGGCAGAAUUACCAUUUCCAUGUGUUCUGGAAUCUGAAGAGACACCCAACCCAUUCGUCUGAUUGGAUUGGACAUUUUGCAGCUCCUCCUACACCCCAGGCCUGUACCAGAACCCAAGGCUGAGGGGAUCCAAGAGAGACGGGAGGCGGGUACCUCUGCCCUCUGCUCCUACAGAGACCCCUCCUUUCCAUUUUUUUUUUUUUUUUUUUUUU